GCAUCUGCUGCGGGGUUCCGGACACUGAGUCCCCUUUGUUCCUCCCACGGACAGCGAUAUUCUGGACACCCUGGCAUUCAUUUAUGAGGAGGAGGAGGAGGAAACGCAGUUGGUUUUGGGAGGAAGGGGCAGUGACUAACCCUGUCCCUGUGACUCUUUGAGUGGAGAGGCGCGGUGUCACGAGCAGAGACCAGAGAGAGACUGUAUAAGAGCUCAACCCAGCUAGCAGAGUACUCUCUCUGAGUGUCUAUGAACGGUGUGUAGUGGUAGAGCUGUCUGGAAUACAGACAGUAUGUUGGUUGAUCUGACGAUUGUUGAAUUGUCCUUCUCCCUGUUUGCAGCCCACCCUCUCCGGGGUGUCUAGAGAUGUAGAGAUCAGCGUGAGGAGCACAGCCCCAUCUUUCCCAGCAGCACUUUCUCACCAAGAGCUUCCUCACUCUCUCGGGCUGGACUGCAGUGCGUCUGCGUCGGCUCGCCCUCCCCUCCCCCCUCGCCCCCCAGCCAUGGCCUCACGAAUAGGGCUGCGGCUGCAGCUGAUGCGAGACCAGCUGCAGCAGGAGGAGCAGCGGGAGCGGCAACUGCAGCAGAAUGCAGCGCUGCAGUACAUGCAACAGCAGCGUAUGUCUGCCCCAGCACCCAGCCCUGCCAUCAACGCUCCACAACACUGCCAGAGCAUGCAGGUGCCUGUGGAGGUCCUCAAGGUGCAGACUCACCUGGAGAACCCUACAGACUACCACAUUCGCCAGUCCCAGAGACAACAGGUGAAGGAGUACCUCUCCACCACCUACGCCACCAAGCAGACAGUACAUGCAGUAACAGGGGUGGUCCAACCAUCCCCUCCCCCUACUCUGGCCCCCCCCGGGGCCUCUUCCUCGGCCCCCCCUCCUCUCCACUCCCCCCGGCUCCGAACAGAGCAGCUCAUCACAGGAAACAGCGCCCCUAACAGCCCCAUGGCCUUGCUCAACAUCGGCUCCAGCCACGAGAACGAGGUACACGAGAUGGAUGAGGUCAUCGAUGACAUCAUCAGCAUGCAGUCGAGCUAUGAUGACAUCCAGCAGUACAUUGACCCUGUUCAGAUGUCCAACACACUCCCUCUGUCCAGCAGUCACCUGGACGUGUACACGGGCCCUGGGAUGACCGGUCAAUCCAUUGCCAUGACCAGCAACUCCUGUCCUGCCAACCUGGCCAUCAAACGAGAGCUGACGGAUGCAGAAGCCCGUGCGAUGGCCAAGGAGAGACAGAAGAAAGACAACCACAACCUGAUUGAGAGAAGGAGGAGGUUCAACAUCAACGACCGGAUUAAAGAGCUGGGCGGUAUGAUCCCCAAAACCAACGACCUGGACGUGCGCUGGAAUAAGGGCACUAUUCUGAGGGCUUCAGUAGAGUACAUCAAGCGGAUGCAGAAGGACAUGCAGAGGACCAGAGAGGUGGAGAACAACUUCAAGAGGAUGGAGAUGGCCAACAAACAACUGUGGCUGCGCAUCCAGGAGUUGGAGAUGCAGGCUCGUCUGCAUGGCCUCCCCAGCACCUCUCCCUCUGGGAUGGGUUCCUACGUCAAACAGGAGACCAGCCCUGAGGAGAAGCUCCAGCAGCAGCAGGCUCAGGCCCAGGGCCAGCAACACCUCCACCACCCCCAGUCCCUUCACCUCCAGCCUCAGCAGGGCCAGCUCAGGCAGCUGCCCCCUCUGCCCCCUCACCUCCAGCCCCAGCUUCCCCUCCAGUACUCAGCCGUGGGCAGCUCCCAGCCCUUUGACUUUGCCCAGUCGCUGGACUUGUGUGACGGGGUGCCUGGCUUCCCAGAGGGCCUGUCGGGGCUAGGGGAGCUGGGCGGCCUUGGUACCCAGGGAAGGAGAGGCGACCUGGGCUUCCUGAUGAUGGACGAGCCCCUGUCUCCUCUGGGUGGAGACCCUCUGCUCUCUGCCAUGUCCCCUGAGGCCUCGGUCGACUCCAGCCGCAGAUCCAGCUUCAGCAUAGAGGACACCGAUAUACUGUAGAUGGAGUAUACACACACACACUGUAGAACCACACACAGAGUGUGUACACACACACACAUAUGGUACGUAUUGUACACACAGUAGAAAUACACCCAGAACACUGAUAUACUGUGACAUGCUUAUGCUCUGUUCAACAACCCAGCCAGCAUACAUUUGCACUCUAAACUCUCUCACACACACUCCAAGCAUGCUGUACAAACACUGAUACACACUUACACACACAAACUUGACAUUCUCAUAGAUGCACACCCUUUCUUAGCACUCGUAUAGAUACACAUUCAACAGCAAUAUUAGAAAUGAAACCAUGUUUCAGAUUGAAAUAAUUGUGUCCUACCACUGUAAAUAUCAGAGCACCUCUGAAUGAUAAACAAUCUAUUACACACGCGCACACACGCGCACAGCACAGAAGAGACCCUGUUAUUUGAAGGGUGAGGCACUGACAAAGGUUUGAGACACAGACCUCGACCCCUUACUUUGUAAAACACACUGGCAUGACCUCGAGUCUGCAAGCUACUGCCUUCUCCUGUGUCGCCUAUGACCUUUAGCCUUAAUGGUACUGCCAAGUCCACUCCAUGACCUCUGACCCCUGUGUGAACUCUGAACAUUGAGGACAGAUGGUUUGGCCUUGAUUGUGAGGUGUUGUAGCGAUGCAAGGGGUUAUAUAGCUCCACAGGUUUCUAAGUAGUGCCACUGUGUAGCAUCAUAGGGUGUAGGAUCUCCUGUAGCCCUGACCCAAACCUGCCAACGGGCCUUGUGUUAGCCACCUGAAGACCCACUCUCUCUGGCUGAGAUGGAGGGUGGGAGAGGGUUGUCUUUUAGUAAGUUGUACUGUAUAGUUAGGAGGGAGAGGACCAGUCAUAGAGAUUGGCUUAGAUAACCCAGUAAUGUCAUUGUCUCCACUGUAACAAACACACACACACAACACACACACACACACACACACACACACACACACACACACACACACACACACACACACAGCAGUGUGCCUUGAGGCUGUGUUCAAAUCAAGACUUUGAGCGAAACUUCGGUACCUCACCCAGUCUGUGCAUGUAGAACUGUCAGCUUUGGGUCAACCAGGUUAAACUAGACACUCACCAGGUACUAACCAAACCAACUCUGUAGAAACCAAACUACAGCUGUACAAUACAUAAAUAAACUAACAGGAAAACAAAUAUCUUUCAGAUUUGGGUGAGGGACUGAGGUCAACGCUUUGAUUUGAUAUGGCUUAUGAUCAGUACAGAGAAAAGGAAGUCAAAUGAUGAUUUGAAAGGUAUUUGUCUGUAUUCUAUUAUAGUUUGUUGUUUUAUUUGAUUUCAUCUCCCAAUGCACUGGAAGCUAUAUUAUUUAAUUGACUUUGUACACGAAAGACUUUUCAGUUUUAUGCCACUUAAAAUGUCUUUUAUUUGUAUUUGUCCUUUUCAUUUUAUUCCUAAAGUACCUUUUUCUCUAAUAGCCAUUUAAAAGUGAAAGUAUUCAAGCCACUUGCGUGACAGUGUACGACCAGUGGGGAGCCAUAUUCUAUACUUCUCUUUGUGGAAGAAUGAUUCAAAUUUCACCAGGCUUUGAAGAGUUUAGAAGAUCAUGUACAUUUACAGUAUGAUGUCAUUUUUAUAUUGAUUGGGAUUUUCUCUCUUUUUUAACCUCUAGAAAUUGGAGCCAGAGACUAAGUUGAGAGGUGAUUUUAUUUGAUUUGAUGAAGUUAUAAUUGUGAUUUUUGUGAAUGUGAAGAUGGCCUGUACCGGUACCAAGCCAAACCCAAGCACCACAACAACAGGGUAUUUUCCUUCAUGGUGCCACUUUGACCCUGACUUUGGUUUCCAUUUAGACUACUUCCUUCUGAUGGAAGUCAGAACUACCAUGGAGGAGUUCUGUUGCCAUAGCGUUGGCACAGCCUUGAACAAACCUGACCUUCUCUCUGUCUGCCAGAGUUCCCCUUUACCCUUCUCCAAUGUUUGUAAUCAAUUGUUUUACUUUUGUGUAUAUUGUCCAGCCAACAUUUUAAAGAGCUUGUCUGCAGAUAAUGUGGCGUGUUGUCCCCUCUGUGACUGUCCCCCUCCCCCAUGUCACUGUAUUCGACUGAUUCUGGCCGACUGGUCAGGGGAAACUGGCAUUCUGGCUUUGCUUUGGAUAUAAAAUGUUUUACCAAAAUCCA
Messenger RNA from Oncorhynchus gorbuscha (pink salmon), 4149 nucleotides. Its product is annotated as transcription factor EB-like. The record is from RefSeq and is a predicted model, not a curated record. Gene Ontology annotation, molecular function: protein dimerization activity; DNA-binding transcription factor activity, RNA polymerase II-specific; RNA polymerase II cis-regulatory region sequence-specific DNA binding. Gene Ontology annotation, biological process: regulation of transcription by RNA polymerase II; humoral immune response; positive regulation of DNA-templated transcription. The transcript is spliced from 12 exons. Gene Ontology annotation, cellular component: nucleus. The coding region runs from base 504 to 1994 and encodes 496 amino acids. Lineage: Eukaryota; Metazoa; Chordata; Actinopteri; Salmoniformes; Salmonidae.